AUGUAUCUACAACAACUCUUAGAAGACGUACCAAAGAAGGGCGCCAUCCUAAUAAUUGGUGAUUGGAACGCAAAAGUUGGUGAUACAGAAGUGUCUGAAAUAGUAGAUAAGUACGGUUUAGGAAAAUGCAACGAAACAGGAGAAAAACUGAUUGAAUUCUACCAGGUAAAUUUAUUGAUUAUCACGAACAUCUGUUUCCAACAACCCAAACGAAGACUGUACACCUGGACAUCACCAAGCGGGCAACAUCGAAAUCAAAUUGACUAUAUACUAUGCAAUAGAAGAUGGAAAAGUUCGAUAACAUCAGUAAAAACACGACCAGAUGCUGAUUGUGGUACUGGCCAUGAACUUAUACUAGCUAAAUUGAAAAUCAAGCUAAAACGACCCAAGAAAGUAUCAAAAGCAGUAAAACGCGAUCUACAAAACACACCUCACUCAUACAACGUGGAAGUAAAAAGUAGAUUUGCUGGACGCGAACUGUCGAAUAAAGAACCUGAAAAAUUAUGGCAAGAAAUAGACAAAAUAAUUCAUGAAGAAGUUGGGAGAAAUAUACCUGCAAUCACAACAACGAAGAAAAGAACCUGGAUAUCGAAGAACACGUUAAAAAUCGCAAGAGAAAAACGCGAAGCAAAAAUCAAUGGAAACAAACAACUUUUCUCAAAACUCAAUGCAGAUUUCCAACGAGAGACACAAUAUUUAGAAGACGGUGAAUAUGAAUUGGAACCCGACAUUCCUGAAAGUGAAGUACGAUGGGCUAUGCAAGCACUGAUAAAUGGUAAAGCACCUGGGCAAGACGAAAUUCCAAUCGAAUUAUUUAAGGUACUAAAAGAAGGCUCGAUCAAAGUCUUAACAACAUUAUGUCGGCAAAUAUGGAAGACGAAACAAUGGCCGUCAGAUUGGAAAAAAUCUAUUUUCAUCAUGAUACCGAAGAAUAGAAACGUCAAAGAUUGCUCCAACUAUCGCACAGCCGCUCUAAUUUCUCACACCUGCAAAAUAAUGUUGAAGGUUGUACAACGACGACUUCAAUCUUUUCUCGAACGAGAACUGCCAGAUACACAAGCUGGUUUCCGCAAAAGAAGAGGAACACGUGAUCAAAUCGCCAAUCUACGAUGGACCAUAGCAAAGCAUUCAACUGUGGAUCAUGGGAAACUAUGUAGCGUACUCACAAAAAUGGGGAUACAACCCACGCAUCCAUUAUCAAAGUCAUCAAUAUCAUCAUCAACUAAUACUAGUUAUUUGCCAUCCAGCGAAGAGACCCCAACACAACAAUUACAAUCCCAACCAGAAGUACUACUAUUUGCAUUGCAGCAAUGA
This is a messenger RNA of Rotaria socialis, 1314 nucleotides long. Lineage: Eukaryota; Metazoa; Rotifera; Eurotatoria; Philodinida; Philodinidae. The record is from the annotation of a GenBank genome assembly.